Magallana angulata is the source of this 1075-nucleotide messenger RNA. RefSeq lists its product as uncharacterized. NCBI's taxonomy places the organism in Eukaryota, Metazoa, Mollusca, Bivalvia, Ostreida, Ostreidae. The record is from RefSeq and is a predicted model, not a curated record. The coding region runs from base 62 to 1033 and encodes 323 amino acids. The transcript is spliced from 3 exons.
UUUCCCGCAAAAAAAAGUUACCAAGUGGAACAGUUGGAGUUAUUCACAUUUUCUUUUCAUAAUGAUUGUGAUAGUUAUUUUACAUGUAUUUCUCGGGAUAUGUUUGUCUCAGCACACUCCACCCUGUGACUGUCAAAACGAUUUGGGAAUUGCCUACUGUCGCCAUGUACGGGCAUGUCCAGAAUUUGUAUCAACUGCCCAGGUGGAAUGUGCGAUAAUUGAAAUAAUUUUGAAAGCAAACACAUCGCUUGACCAAGUAAUGAUCCACGGGGAAUGUAGAAACAUGUCGGUAUACAAGCGAUUGUGCAUGUAUGCAAUUAAGCAAAUAGUAUUGCGGUCUACCAGAGAGAGUUUCCUUUGUUCAGAUUUGACCACGACGAUGAAACCGGGGCUGUUGGAAAUCACCAGCGAGAAGCAUUUUACACUCGGAAGGGAUUCGUCCAGGACAUACAAUAACUUAUCGACGACUGACGUAACCGAACAGCAUGUUGACAGAAGCACACUUAUUAAUGAAUCUUAUGCAUUUAAUAGUACACCAAUCCCGCAUGAAACUACUUCGUCCGAAAAUGAAUCCCUGGCAUUGUUUCCUAUAACUUCUCCCAAUGAUUUCACAGCCACUAUGCAUGACAGUACUCCGCUUACGCAAUCAGUAAAACAGACCACCCCCCUUAUUAAACACUCCACAAAUAUUUCUUCUGUCAUGACAACAAAUGCCUCUUUACCAUCUGCAGCUACUUCCUCUUCGCAUUAUUUUACUGUCACCUCAAAUUUGACGGACUUGACGACUGCUGACAUACAAACUCGCAUCACCACCAUCGGAACGAAAAACACUGAGUCCCUCGGUACGAAUCACGACCAACUGCUUUACAUUUUAUUUUGUGUACCUCUUUUAAUAUUGGUAUGUUUUAUUAUAUAUAUCAUUAAAAGAAAUUUUAAUCGUAGGCGAAAACACAUACAUGUAACUCAGCACGUCAGUGAUCGUGAAAAUGAUGAUACCGAUGAAGUAAUGAUGUUUGAAAUGAGACACAAAUAAAAAAUUAUUUCAAAAAAUAUGACUGCAUGCAUGUUGUAGUUG